Polyodon spathula (Mississippi paddlefish) is the source of this 2520-nucleotide messenger RNA. RefSeq names its product serine/threonine-protein kinase Nek6-like. Gene Ontology annotation, biological process: protein phosphorylation. Bases 134 to 1084 code for a protein of 316 amino acids. Gene Ontology annotation, molecular function: ATP binding; protein kinase activity. The record is from RefSeq and is a predicted model, not a curated record. The transcript is spliced from 10 exons. NCBI's taxonomy places the organism in Eukaryota, Metazoa, Chordata, Actinopteri, Acipenseriformes, Polyodontidae.
GGGAAUUGCACAACACAUAAUUUCUGUCCAGCAUGCUGCGCUUCAUUAACUUGUUUUUCAACAUUAACACGACUCUGUAAGCAGAAGCAAGGCCUCGAUAUCUGGUUUAAGAGGCUCACAGUGGCAUGGUACUAUGGAAGGACAGCAUAACCAUCCCCAACACAAUCUAGAGGACCAGAACAAAGCACUGUACAAAGUGCCAGGGCAAGAAUACCAGCAUGAAGCACAGAGGAAUGUGUCCACAUACCCGUAUCGAUGCACGCUUGCAGAUUUUCAGAUAGAGAAGAAAAUCGGCAGAGGGCAGUUCAGUGAGGUUUACAAGGCAACCUUUCUCCACGACAGGAAACUGGUUGCACUGAAGAAAGUCCAGAUAUUUGAAUUGAUGGACGCAAAGGCAAGACAAGACUACAUCAAGGAAAUCGACCUUUUAAAGCAACUGAACCACCCCAAUGUAAUUAAGUAUUUGGACUCAUUCAUUGAAAACAAUGAGCUGAACAUUGUUCUGGAGUUGGCAGAUGCUGGCGAUCUCUCCCAGAUGAUAAAGUAUUUUAAGAAGCAGCGGCGGCUUAUUCCUGAAAGGACGGUCUGGAAAUACUUUGUGCAGCUGUGCAGUGCAGUGGAGCACAUGCACUCCCGCAGGAUAAUGCACAGAGAUAUAAAGCCUGCUAAUGUGUUCAUAACAGCGACUGGAGUAGUUAAACUGGGAGACCUGGGACUCGGGCGCUUCUUCAGCUCCAAAACCACGGCAGCACAUUCCUUAGUGGGAACACCCUACUACAUGUCUCCUGAGAGAAUCCAUGAAAAUGGAUACAACUUUAAAUCUGAUAUCUGGUCUUUGGGCUGUUUGUUAUACGAGAUGGCAGCCCUGCAGAGUCCAUUCUAUGGGGAUAAAAUGACCCUGUUUUCCCUGUGCCACAAGAUUGAACAAUGCGAUUAUCCUCCACUUCCAACAGACCAUUACUCCGACAAGCUGAGAGAGCUGGUGAGCAUGUGCAUAAAUCCAGAACCGGACCAGAGACCUGACAUCAUUUUUGUCAAUCAAACAGCCAAGCAGAUGCAAGUCUGGACCAGCACCAGCACCUGAUCCAUCAUCUACUUGUUCAGAGACAACCAACCACAUUUUGGUCUUACUUGAAUUUUACCAGAAGAUGAAACGCUUUGUGAAACUCAGAAUGCACCAUUUUUGUGGAAUCCGAUUAUUUUAAGAAGACCCUUAAAUGCUUGGGCAAGCGUGGAGUUGUUCUCAAUGUACAGCGCAGUGGUGAUUACAGUAAUAAUAAUAAUAAUUAAAAAAAAAAAAAAGUCAAAUUUGUAUUACUUUCAUUAUGUAUGGACCCUACUCAUAAAGCUCAAAUCUAUAUAUGUGUGAGCUUGUAUGAUUUUACAAGUGAAAACUAACAUAUUAACAAGUGUCCGAGAGCUUGUAUUUCACAGCACUGUGACCUCACUCCCUGUAGUGCAGCGUUGACUCUCACUGGAGGUCUUUAUUAUACCAUGUCUUUAUUAUUAUGUAUUUUAACUGUUGUAGCCAUUUAUUUUCAUGUUUAGAGGGUUUUUGUUUUUUUGUUUUUUUUUGAUUAACAGUUUAAUUGUAGUUAGAAAACGUCCAGUUUUGUACUAAAUCCUUGAGAGGGGUUCAUUUCUAAUUUUAACUGCUCUGUUCUAUUUUAUGAGCUUCUGCAUAUACUUUGUAUUUUUGUGGUUUGAGCUUUAAGUUUGGAUAUUACUGUACAGCUAAGGCCAAAAGUUUUGCAUUACCUAGAAUUUUAAGACUGAGAAAAAAUAAAAAAUAAAAUACAUGAACAUAAUUUAGAUCUUAGAUUUUUCAAUUUGUCAGUUUCUCGAACUAUAUGGAAAAAACUAGAAAGCGGAAUGUAAUUCAGUAUGUUAACGUAGCAUUAUACAAUGUGUUUAAUUUGACUUUCAUCAACAUUAGUUAAUCCUAUAGGGUGAUGCAACACUUUUGGCUAUACAUGCAUAGAAUGGGUUUUGAGUGUGACUCAGCCUUUGGGAAUGUGUACUGCACCAUGAAGCAAAGAAAUAAUUAAAAACAAUGCCUGUCUCUUCUUGAGUGGGGUUAAAAAGACAUAACCAGAAGUAUUUUCUAACUGUGAAAUCAAUCAGAAAUGUGAACUGUUAUGGUAAGUGUACAUUUUGAAGGCAGCGGCAUGGGGAUUGUAGGACAAAAAACAUAUUAAAAAAAUGUGAUUUCGUGCAAGAUUUACUAAAAUGAUUUAAUCAACUUAAUUUUCAUUCAUUAAUUGUUCAGCAGGGGAUUUAAUAUUGACAUCACUGUGAUUUAAAACUAGCGGAAUCACGUUCAAGUGAUUUCCUUCUUAUUUUUUCUUUAUAGGUGAUAGAAAAAAAAUCUGAGUAUGAAAUGGCAGGAUGAUUCUGACAAGAUGUACUUUGGGACUUUCGACACUUGUUACAAUGAACAACAGUGCUUCUUUUAAUGUUUGAAAUAAAUCGAUUGGGCUCAGCAUUGUUAAUGCUUUAAAUAAAUGCAGAAUUCCCCCA